CACAUAUGGAUGGCUGCAACGGGGAUGCCACCUACCCUCCCCGCGAGUUCGUACUAAAAACCGACUUCCUCUUCGCCGAGGGUAGGGAAAGCGCCCUUGCGCGCGAAGCGUCCCACUAUGAUGUUGCCGCACCCUUACAAGGGCUUGUCAUCCCGACAUGCUAUGGCUUGUUUGAAGCAGAACCACAAGGUGUACCUUUUGCGCGGCGCAUACGGUGUUUGCUGCUCGAAUAUUGUGGCGCGCCGUUGCGUACAAGGAAGCUCAGCCAAAUCCCAAGGCAAAUGAAAGCCCGCAUCAUCGACAAAGCUUUCUACUUUCACGACAUGACCGCCAUGGCCCACGGCAACCUCUGGGACGGCCACCUCCUCGCGCGCGGCGGGACCAAGCGCCCCAUUACACACGACAAGUCCAGCCUCCACCCUCUCGUGGAUGCUAAUGUUCACGCCCCCACCUCCCCCUAUGCUCCCCUCCACCCUUUCGGCGACCCCAACAUCCACGCGCGCGCGGACCCCGCGCCCGACGCCGAGCCCUUCUUCGUCGACCUCUCCGAGUGCCGGCAGCACGCGUGCCGCUGCACAAUGGAGGUCGUCGAGGGCGAUCCCAGACCGAGUCCGAGCGAGUUUCGGUGCAAGGAGAUCUGGGAGCUGGUGAAUGCGUUGGGGGUGUGGGGGGAGGAGGGGGAGUAG
This is a messenger RNA of Schizophyllum commune H4-8, 686 nucleotides long. RefSeq lists its product as uncharacterized. The record is from RefSeq and is a predicted model, not a curated record. Lineage: Eukaryota; Fungi; Basidiomycota; Agaricomycetes; Agaricales; Schizophyllaceae. The transcript has 2 exons. Bases 6 to 686 code for a protein of 226 amino acids.